AUGGCGUGCUGCACAGUCGGCGGCGUCGAGACGUUAGAGGCCGAGGAAGUGGCCAUAGCCUUGGCCGUCAGCCAAAAGGGGGUCAUCAGCGCGUCCAAAAAAGCUAACCCGAAGCGGGAACCGCUGACCUCGUAUAGGGACGUCACCACCUACUACCGAAUCUCGGGACAAACGAGACCACCACCCCACCCCAAGCUGACCAAGCGGCAGGAGAUCACCUGGCGCCGACUCCAGACGCAUUCCUUCGCCUCCCCGUAUGUUCACUCACAGCCGAGACAUGUGAAGCGGCACGGUCAAGGGACGGCCCUGCCGGGCCCGUUUCGCGAGGGUGCCACGGGGUGCGGAGGGUUUUUGGCGCCGCAGAAGCGCUCCCCCAGAGGCUGCGUCGCGGGGGCCCAUGGAAGGAGGAGGCCGCAGGCGCCCCCGAGCCCACACCCUGGCCGCGGGGGCGCCGUGCUGGCGGCGGCGCCCGGACAGGCCCCUCCUCCGUGGCCGGCCGUGUGGCGGAAGCGGGCGGGGCCGCCUUGGCGCUGGGCCGCUGCCGUGGGCCAGAGCGCCUCCAUGGGACCCGAGCACCAGGCCGCCUCGGCGCAGGGCUUCUCCGUGCAGCGCCUACUCGACCAGGCGCCCGCCGCCGCACAGCGCGCCCGGCAGCCGUCCACAGCGCCCAGCCGGAGUAACAGUGAGCUGCAGCCUGCCGAAGGCCGCGCGUGUGACGCCGCUCGACGCAGCCGCACCGCAUUCAGCGUUCAGCAGCUGAGUGCCCUGGAGAAGGCGUUCGAACGCAGCCACUACCCCGAUGCCUUCGCCCGCGAAGAGCUGGCCGCCAGGGUGAACCUCAGCGAAGCGCGCGUACAGGUCUGGUUCCAGAACCGGCGAGCCAAGUUCCGUCGCAACGAGCGCAGCGCGCAGCGCGUGGCCCGCGGAGAGGCCAGCGAGCAGCCUGUGCUGGCCGCGCCACCGCCGCCUCCUCCGCACCAGGUCGCUCAGCUGGCGAGGCUGCCACCACAGGCCCCGUGGCAUUGCGCUGCCUCGCUGCUGCCUCAGCCAUCGGCCCUGCACGGGCCGGCACGCUGGUGUUAAUAGCUGACCUCGUGUUCGGCACAUCGACAACGAUGGCGACCGUUCCGCAACUGUACAAGCAAUCACCCGGUGCACGCUUCACACAGAACUGCAAAAGAGUGUUCACUGACUUGGGACAUGACGGCCGCAAGAUGGCGGCAGUGCCACGAUCAGCUGAGAGUCAGGGGAAGGGAAGCGGAGAUGUUCGUGUUUAGGAUAACAGCUGUGUUUUCAAUAAACGAUGCUUGAGCGUGGACCAGCGCAUCGGGACGCGAAGGCUGUCUAGUAACGACACCGCAUGCAAGAAAUAUCUCACGAAAUCAGCCAUUUCGUGGGCCAGAAGAGCUUUUCGUCGGGGGUCCUCCUCUGAAAUUCAAUGUGUCCUUCAUUCUUUUCCUGCCUGCUCCCGCAUGCUGAGAUGUUACCAGGUCAUAAAGUGGAAUAAAAUUUUAAGU
Messenger RNA from Rhipicephalus sanguineus (brown dog tick), 1517 nucleotides. RefSeq names its product retinal homeobox protein Rx2-like. Gene Ontology annotation, biological process: regulation of transcription by RNA polymerase II. Gene Ontology annotation, molecular function: DNA-binding transcription factor activity, RNA polymerase II-specific; RNA polymerase II transcription regulatory region sequence-specific DNA binding. The record is from RefSeq and is a predicted model, not a curated record. Lineage: Eukaryota; Metazoa; Arthropoda; Arachnida; Ixodida; Ixodidae. The transcript has 5 exons. Bases 1 to 1083 code for a protein of 360 amino acids.